UAAUAUUAUAAAAAAACGAAACAGUGUGCUUAGAGCAAAAAAAAUGAUCUUCAGAUAGAACUGAUCUAUGGACCGUUCUUAUUUUUUUCCUGCGUUCUGAUUGGUCAAAAAAAUUUGGAGAGAACGAAAAAUUUUCAUUUCUCUCAUUGCCUUCGAAAUCGAAUCUAGGCAAAGAACUCAUCGCAAUCCUCACACCUGUCUCGAUUUGUAUGUUCACCGUUGUUCUACUUGUCUGUAUCCUAAACUCCGACCCUUCUUCUUCCUCCUCCGCCUCUUUCUCCUCCAUAGCCACCGCUGCUUACUCGGAGAGCGAUUCGGAUUCCUCAUGGGACAAAUUCGUAGGUGCCUUUUUGAAUUCACUCGUCUUCGUCGCUGCAAUCACUGUUGCAACGUUCGUUCUCGUCCUUCUCUUUUACCUCAGAUGUGUUAAAUUCUUGAAAUUUUACAUGGGUUUCUCAGCUUUCAUCGUUUUAGGGAACUUAGGUGGAGAAAUCUUAGUUUUAUUGAUCGAUCGUUUUAGAUUCCCGAUUGAUUGCAUCACGUUUCUGAUACUUUUAUUCAAUUUCUCCGUCUUCGAUUUUGGUCACUCAAGGCUACUUGGUUUGGAUUGGUGUUUUGGUUGCUUACUUCUUCACGUUAUUGCCUGAAUGGACUACUUGGAUUCUUCUCGUAGCUUUGGCACUUUAUUCUUGUCCCCAGGUUCAUGAAAUGGCAAUGGUAUCGGCUAUACAGGAGGCUCAAAAAGAUAACGUUCGAAGCUUUAACAACUACAUGUUGAAAGUUUUGGAGGAGGACUGUAGAAAAGAAAAACGUGACUUUCUUCAUAGCCUUAGCAAAAUCUCAAUGUUACCUAAGACCAAGAUGAUCGAUUCAAGCAGAGGCACUCAUGCUGGUUCACUAAUGGCUUUGAGUCCUCAAGUAUCUUCAAAACCUGGAAUGGAACUGGUGUCUAUGACUAACAAACCCAUUCAUGAGAAAAAGUCAUAUGUCUAUGCCGAGGUUGUGAAGAAACUAAACUCUGCAAGAGAACGAGGCUUGCCAUUUAAACUGAGAAAAGUAGAAGACAAGAAGUGAUGCUGCUGCAUCAUUGAUAUCUCUUGGUCUAAUCUCAUUGAAUUGGCAAAACUAGCUUUUUGGAAUGUUCACUCUGCAACUCAAUAUGUAUCUCAAGCUUACCCUUUUUUUUUUGUCCAAGGAUCAUUGAAUUUGGUUUGUAUCUUUGUUCACAUUCAAGUUUUGGUCUAUAGUUAAUAAUAAAUUACAUCUUUGUAAAAUGUUUAACAAUAUUAUAUUAUUAUAUAUUUAUUCUAAGAACACCAAAA
Messenger RNA from Camelina sativa (false flax), 1322 nucleotides. NCBI's taxonomy places the organism in Eukaryota, Viridiplantae, Streptophyta, Magnoliopsida, Brassicales, Brassicaceae. The record is from RefSeq and is a predicted model, not a curated record.